UAAAUUUUUCACCAUGAUAUGAUGUCUAUAUUGAAUUGUACUAUAAUUUGUAUGUAAUCGACAAUUGUCGAGAAAGAGAUUGAAAGCGUUGAAUGCGUACGACUCGAAAAAAUGGAAACAAUAUUAGAACAACAACGACGUUAUCAUGAAGAAAGAGAAAGAUUAAUGGACGCGAUGGUCAAAGAAAUGCUUUACAAAAAGCCAGGACAUAGAGAAAGUAUAAAUUCGGAACAUCGGUUAAAAAUGCUGCUCGAUCAGUACAUGGAUAGUACAUUACAUUUGCAAGAUUUGUAUGAAGACAAAGAUGGACAAAGAAAAGAAGAAGUGCAAGCACUUUCUGGUCCAAAUGAGUUUUCCGAAUUUUACUCAAGAUUAAAGUCUAUAAAAGAAUUCUAUCGUCGACAUCCUAACGAAAUAAGUAUUCCAAUGUCUGUGGAAUUCGAAGAACUAGCCAAAAUGAGGGAAAACCCAACAGAAGAACUUUCAAAUCUUGUUGAAUUUACAGAUGAAGAAGGUUAUGGGAAAUAUCUUGAUCUCCAUGAAUGUUAUGAAAAAUACAUCAACCUUAAAGGCAUAGAAAAAAUAGAUUAUAUUACAUAUCUAUCCACUUUCGAUCAUUUAUUUGACAUACCAAGAGAAAGGAAAAAUGCUGAAUAUCAAAAAUACGUGGAGUCUCUGUUAGAAUAUCUAACUGAUUAUUUAAGUAGAGUUAGACCUUUACUUGACAUAAAUGCAGAGUUGGAAGAGGCAAAUAACGAAUUUGAAACACAAUGGGAGAAUAAUACAUUUCCAGGAUGGCCAAAGGAAACUGGUAGUGCUUUAACUCAUGUAGGGGCUCAUUUAGAACUUUCUGCCUUUUCUUCAUGGGAGGAGCUUGCAUCUCUUGGCUUAGACAGAUUAAAGUCUGCAUUAAUGGCUUUGGGUUUAAAGUGUGGCGGUACAUUGGAAGAGAGAGCUCAAAGGCUUUUUAGUACAAAAGGUGAAGCAUCUUUGGAUCCAAAUUUAUUAGCUAAAAAUAACAGAAAUAGAAAGUCUGGAAAAGGAAGAAAUUCUGAGAAACAAAAAGAGAUUGCACAUUUUGAAGCACAGGUUUACAAACUUGCAGAAUUGGUAUCAACUCAACGUGUAGCCACAAAAGAAAAUGUUCAGAGAAAACAAGCUAGAACAGAAGGUGAGAGAGGAGAUUCCGAUGCUGAAGCUAGUGCUAGUGAAUCAGAAGAAGAAGAUGACAAUGAAGUACCUUAUAAUCCUAAAAACCUCCCACUUGGUUGGGAUGGUAAACCUAUACCAUAUUGGUUAUACAAAUUACAUGGCUUGAAUAUUAGUUAUAAUUGUGAAAUAUGUGGGAAUUUUACAUAUAAAGGACCAAAAGCUUUCCAAAGACACUUUGCAGAGUGGAGGCAUGCACAUGGUAUGCGUUGCCUUGGUAUUCCAAAUACUGCACAUUUUGCUAAUGUGACACAAAUAGAAGAUGCUUUAGCUCUAUGGGAAAAAUUAAAAGCUCAGAAACAAGCAGAACGUUGGCAACCAGAACAAGAAGAAGAGUUUGAAGAUUCUCUUGGAAAUGUUGUUAAUCGUAAAACAUAUGAGGAUCUAAAAAGACAAGGUCUUUUAUAACGAUAUUUUAUCGUAUUACAAUGCUCCAUACACACACAUUUCUAUUGUAUAUUUAUUACAUGUCUAUUUUAAUUCACACUAUAUUAUUUGUAAUAUUAUGUAUAUUAAAGUCAAUUUAAUAAAUAUAUUUAUAAGAA
Molecule: messenger RNA, 1754 nt
Organism: Bombus pyrosoma
Lineage: Eukaryota; Metazoa; Arthropoda; Insecta; Hymenoptera; Apidae
Gene: noi
Product: splicing factor 3A subunit 3
Exons: 2
Coding region: 112-1617 (501 amino acids)
Biological process (GO): mRNA splicing, via spliceosome
Cellular component (GO): spliceosomal complex; nucleus
Molecular function (GO): zinc ion binding; RNA binding
Source: RefSeq, a predicted model, not a curated record